CCGCCGUCUGUCAGCGAGCGGGUCAGGCCUCGUCGUCUUCGAACGCAGUGUCUGGUUGUGCGAGACUGGCGGGCGUCACUCAUCGGCAGCGUGAUCGCCGUAGCAGCGGCGGUGACUGCUUGCGCAGAAUCGCUACGCCGACGUGGUGACCUACUACCGCGGCUCGCCAACCGGCCGGACUUCCUGGAGGGGCUCGAACAGAGUCGCGGACCGUCUUGUCUCCCUUCCUUCGACCUUCCAAUGCUUCACGGCCAUGGAUGAGAGAGGGGGGCGCCCUCUGCCUCUUCCGUAGACAGGUGAGGAUGCGCCUGUCCUCCAAGAAGACCCUUAGUGGCGUGCACCGCAGCAGCCCCGGAAUUCGUCACAGUCGCGUCGCCGUCGACGUUGAACGAACCGCCCAGCGACAUCGACUACGAGGCGCACGGUAGCAGCGCGCCUUCACAAUGUCCGAGUCGUCCGAAACCAAGCAGCUGCUAAGCCACAAACACAAGGCCGUCGUACAGUUCUCCUCGGGCGCCAUCGCGGGUUUCAUCGAGGUAUGCGUGAACCACCCUUUGGACGUGGUCAAGACGCGCCUGCAGAUGCAGUCGGCAGGCGACCCGAACCGGUACAAGUCGAUCGCCGACUGCUUCCGGCGUAUGACCAAGGCCGAGGGCGUGCUCUCCAUCUAUAAGGGCAUCGUGCCCGUGCUCGUGGUCGAGACCCCAAAGAUGGCGUUGCGGUUCCUCGUGUACGAGCAGACGAAGCGCGUACUCUCGCCCCACUUGUCGCUGGUGCCCAACAACCUCAUCUCAGGUUUCCUGGCGGGCGCCAUAGAGGGAAUCGCCGUUAACCCAUUCGAGGUUGUUAAGGUCCGGUUGCAGACUGACCGAACUCUAGUGGCGGCGCAGCCUAGCGCCUACUCGCUGGCGCGACAAAUCUACCGCAAGAACGGCUUAGGUAGGGAGGGGCUCAGCCUGGGCCUCACUUCCAAUAUUUUCCGGCACGGUGUCUUCGUCAUGUUCUACUUCACGAUCUACGCCAAACUCAAGGAAGCCGCACCAGAGUUUAAGAACCGGCAUCAGCAAAACCUCUACAAGGUUGGCACUGGCCUGUUCAGCGGUUGCGUCAGCACGGUGUUCAACAUUCCCUGGGACGUGGUCAAGAGCCGCAUCCAAGGGCUGCAGCCCGUACCCGGUGAAGUGAAGUACAAGACGUGCUGGCAGAGCUUCAAGCUCGUCUACCGCGAGGAAGGCUUCCUGGCACUGUACAAGGGCCUCGCGCCGAAGAUGUUGCGUCUCGGAACGGGACAUGCGCUCAUCAUAGUCCUCUAUGAGCACAUCGUUGAAGUACUCGAGGCCAUGCGUUGGCCGCACGACCUCCGCGAGCAGACGACGGAACUCGUAGCUCUCACAGUCUGGCCACGUGACAUCCGGAAAAAGCUGCGGAGCACGCCUUCCCCAGCACCGUUCGUUUUUCCGGGGCGCCGCGAGUGGCGAGCGUUCCGGCGCGGCUUCUACAUUGUGCUGAAAGGUGGACACAGCAGCGUUACCACCACAAGCAGCAGCACCAUGUCGGAGCGCUCGGGCGUCCGGAAGCUGGCGCGAGAAGCCGCCAUCCAGAUCGCGUCGGGCGGCUCGGCGGGCUUCGUCGAGAUCUGCCUGAUGCACCCGCUGGACGUGGUCAAGACCCGCUUCCAGGUGCAGCACAACCAGCUGCUCGCCGCUGCCGGAGAGCAUCGCUACACCUCGAUCGCCGACUGCUUCCGGCGCAUGGUCCGCUCUGAGGGAUACCUGGCCAUCUACAAGGGAAUCUUGCCACCGAUCCUGGCCGAAACGCCCAAGCGAGCCGUCAAGUUCUUCACCUUCGAACAAUACAAGAAGAUGUUCGCGUUCGGCGGCCCUCAGACGGCCAUCACCCUCUCUUUAGCCGGACUAUUCGCAGGUCUCACCGAAGCUGUGUUCGUGAACCCGUUCGAAGUGGUCAAGGUGCGGCUGCAGACCGACAAGCAGGUCGUCACGAUGCAGCCAAGCACGUUCGCCGUAGCCAGACAGAUAUACCGUGAGGCAGGGUUUGGCCUUCGGGGCCUGAACCUCGGGCUCACCUCGACCAUGAGUCGAAACGGACUGUUCAACAUGUUCUACUUUGGCUUUUACUUCACAGUCAAGGACAAGCUGCCAAAGUUGGACAGCGAGGCGGCUACCUUCGCCAUGCGACUGGCAACAGGGUUCGUGGCUGGCACUGGCGCUUCCAUGAUGAACAUACCGUUCGAUGUGGCCAAGAGCCGCAUCCAGGGCCCGCAGCCCGGGCCGCCUGGCACGAUCAAGUACAGGACUUGCCUGCAGAGCGUGCGCACCGUGUACGUGGAGGAAGGUUUCUUUGCACUCUACAAAGGCCUCGUGCCCAAGGUCCUCCGGCUUGGUCCCGGUGGCGCCGUCAUGUUGGUCGUGUACGAGCACAUGCACGAAUUCCUCAAGAAAAAGUUUCCUGGUUGAUAAUGUCAGAAGCACAUUCUAGAACCACAAGAAAUAAUUCAAAGAAGGAUGAAGGUGUGUUUGUUUGCCUCUGAACACUGGUUUCUAUUUGAGAACAUUGUCCGGUAAUCACAGCACCCUGCAUCGCACCAUCUGUCCAAAAUGUUUUUGUUUCUCCAAAGAAAGCGGACGCAAUACCACUGCGCUUUUGUGAGCGUCUCACAAAACCAGCGUGCUUUCGUGAGUGGCUCACAGAAGUUCCUGGCACAUGUCAAGCGGUGUUCAGCGUCUACAAGGCUUUGCGUUUGGGCCAACAAAGCCUCAAUACAUAGAAAGAUAGUUGUGCGUCCAGCGUACUUCCUCACGCCUGAAGCGAUACCGGCUUCUCCGCCAGUGGCUUUUGCGUAAAACAUUCACACUAAUGAAAAACAUUACAAGUUCCGGCAAAUGUAAAAAAAAAAAAUAUAAAAACAUUAUUUAAGACGUCUCACUUCGUGCCGCUGUACAACGCUCAACAAUUUAAAUGUUGUAAUGGGAGCACACUGCUUUCUAUGAUUCGGUGCGGCUUACGUUUGCGUGCCUUGCAGCGACUUAUUCUUCGCACUGUUUUCAAAAGCCCGAACACCCCUUCGCACCACGGACGUUCGUCGAGCGCCUAAAUUGCCGCGUUUUGUUGGUUGAAAACUUUACACAUAAGAAACGUCAAUUCAGAUGAGUGAUAACAUUAUGCAUGGAAAGGUUAAGGUAUAUAAAGCUGCUUUACGUUGAUGCAGUUUUCUGUCAUUUCUCGUGAUGGAAUAACUUGCUAUCGUACUCGCCUCUUCAACAAAGUGCCGCUGUUAAAGUUGUGAUUGCUGUGACAAUUAUCGACUGAGGCUGCGAGUGAUGCGCUUCUGCAUACUCGAAAAGUCGACGAACUUAAACACACAUCUGAAUGCACAGGUUGCUACAAUAGCGUAAUUUUGGUGACUGAGCAAAUUAUUUGGCAUCCAGUAUUGCUCUGAUGAGUGUUGCGGGAACCAUCUGUAUAUAGUAUUGCCUGUCGCGUCUUAGCACUUUACUUCAUCCGAAAGUUUGAGAAGUUCGUGUGCUGUAGCCUUACUUUAAAUUGCCGUCGCGCACAUUUUCUGGUAUAGUCGCGACGACUCAUCGCUGGGAGGCUCUUAAAAAGUUACAAUUCCGAGUGAACUCACCCGCUCGGGCAAGUUCUCAUCCGCACCAGCCGCGACCUGCGCUGUUUACAGCACAACGCGUCCUUUCUUGCUCUUGUUGUACCCUUGAAGUAUACACGUGAAUUGGCGCUUUCCUUGUCGUAAUCCUUUUUCUCUUUUGUUUUCUGAGCGACUUCGUCCGGGAAUGUUUUGUGUUGCCUUGUGAUCCUCGGCCAGUGCUUGAAGAGCAUGACUUGCGCUUCGAUGCACGUGGGGCGCGCUGUUGGCUCUUAUGCCGCGCUCUUCCAGUGUUAGCAAGCCACAUUUGCUUUGCGACCAGGACCCGACCAAAAACAACAGAACGUUGUAAAGCUGGCGGCUUACCCACGGCAUACGUGGUACUGCUUCCCUCUUGUGUAUUAUACCCGGUAAAGUUCAUUUCUGGCGUG
This is a messenger RNA of Dermacentor andersoni, 4053 nucleotides long. RefSeq names its product mitochondrial 2-oxodicarboxylate carrier-like. The record is from RefSeq and is a predicted model, not a curated record. NCBI's taxonomy places the organism in Eukaryota, Metazoa, Arthropoda, Arachnida, Ixodida, Ixodidae.